AUGAGACCUGCAUGUGCAUAUCCUCCUAUUCUUCAAACUAAUAUUGUAAAUGGACCAGAUUUGUACAGAGAACGUGAUGCAUUUAGCUAUGGUGUUGCAAACAGUCAACCAUUACCUGUACAACCAAUGAGUUUUAACCAGGCUAUCUAUCAUGGUUCAGUUUCCGCUCCUGGAUUCAGUUGUCCAAGCACAACAAUGAGCCCACAGCCUCAAAUGGCAACACACCAAUCUAAUUUUCAAAUGCAACAAUAUCCUCAAAUCCAGCAAUCUUAUGGUGAUGUUAUGAUAAACUCUCAAGUGUCCUCAUUUCAACAGCAACAGUAUCCAAGUACGGUUUUAAAUCCCAACCUAGAUAAAGUAGCUUCUCAACAGUUAUCUACAUCUGAAUCACCUCCCAGUUUGAAUUAUAUUAGAAAUCCUAAUGCAAAUGGUGCUUUACCACAUUCUCAAGUAAUGUCUAACGCAACUAUCUCCUCAUAUGGUUUGCCUUCGGCUCCGAAUUGUAGCACAAUAGCAUCACAUCAGUCAAGAACAUCUAUUAUUUCUAUGGGGACUCAGAAUAUUGUCAACAGAAAUAUUCCUCAAUUACAACAAAUUUCUUGUCGAUCAUCUACCACCAGGGCUGUAUCCUCUGAAUCAGCUUCUUUCCAAUCAUCUCCAAUGUAUCUUCCGUAUUCUUCUGAAUGUUCAGUCUCGCAACCAGCAGCUGGAAUUGCUGUUCCUUACUCUGUAGCGAUGUCGACGUGCAACACAAUACCUCAGGUGAUUAGCAACACUAUGGUGCCAGGCUCAGUCUGUGGUCCUGGGCAAUCAUCCAGGCCACCUGCUGGUUGCCGGACCCAAGUCUCUUCCAAUCCUCCAACUUCUACACCUGUAAUACAGCAACAACAAAUGUAUAGCUCUCAACAAUCACGUCCUUUGAACAAUUCGAGUGUUUACUCAGCUUCAGGUUAUGGUAAUCAACAGUUCACACAAACGUCACCAGCUUUCCGACCAAGUCCAAAUGCCAUGAGCUCCCAAACAACAGCAUCUGUAGUAACGCGCUCGACUACUCCCAGAGACGCUCAGGGCAACAGCUGUCUUACUAUGCAUCAUACGUUACAGCAACAGCCCCCCCAGCAGCUAUCAGUCUCCCUAUGUUCUUCAAAUCCUUCACCAAUCGUUGGACUAGGAUCUUUGCAAUCUGGUGUUAGGUCGGUUGGUAGUUGUAAUGUCAAUAGUGGUACUACUUCAAUGUACAAUCAUUCAUGUCCUCCUACAGGAAAUUCUGUGCCAUCUGCAAUUGGCAGUAACCAAACGGUCGUACCCAAUCCUUCAACUCCUCCAUGUUUAAUGCCAGGUGGAAAUUCAAGGGUCAUAGGGUCUCAUGUUAAUUCAGGUGUUGGUGAUCUCUGCUACUUACCACCACCUAGUCGACCUAUCUCUUCCGGCAGUCGUGAAGUUGUCAUGUCUGCCGUAUCAAUAGGUAGUAAUGGUGGUGGUGGUGUUGGUCCAUCAUCAGCAUCAUCAUGUAAUGAAAUGAUGUUAAAUUCAAAUUUUCACACUUCGUCUGGCUUAAAUCCAUCUACAUCGACAUCAUUCAGUGGGAAUAACUCUCAGAUCCCUUUGCUUCAAAAUGAUUUUGAUGGGUCUGUCCCAAAUAGUUCCCCAUUAAUGAUGAUGACUAUGCCUGUUUCUUCUCCGAUUCCCGGUAAUCUCAUUAAUGGUCCAAUUCAUGCCAAUGUAAUGAAUAUGGCUAUAGUCAGUUCAACCCCAGCUCCACCACCAUAUCAUCAACCUACUUCUAUGAUGCCUUGUCGAUCAGUGGGUCCGUCGUUUUUCAGUCCCACUUCUAUAUCAAUGCCUCCUACCACAGUAACUUCCUCUGUCCAUUUAAAUUCAAUCCCUACUUUUUCAACUGUGCCAGAUCCCGGCAGUGUAAAUAAUUGUGAUCGUGGUAUGUAUGGAAUUCUUGGCGAAAAUAUAAUCGGCUCUUCUGUGAGCAGUAAGCAAACAUCCGGCGCAAACAAAACUCGACCCAAAAGGGUUCGAGGCAGUAAGACUUCAUCCGGAGUAGGUCGAGGAAGUCGCGUUAAUUCCAAGAAGAAUUUAGCAUCCAGCACAAUACCCUCUGUAUCUUCCUCUGAACCGUUUUCUCCUAGUCAAAGACCGAUUAACCAACCAUCAAAGAAACUCCAGUCGUGGAAUACCGGGUCCUCUGCAAAUGUAAAUUUCAAUUCCACUAUGAUAUUACCUACUCAGUCGAUGGGGAUUCCCAUGGCAAAUUCUGGAUUUAUUGGUAGUAUGGAUAGUCGAGAAUCUCCGGUUGCUUUUGCCACACAGUUAAAUAAUGGUAGUAUGAGGCCUAAUUCAGGUCCUCCAGUUAAUAAUAAUUUAAGCAUAUCUACAACUGGAAUGGCGUAUAAUGAAUCAUCAAACAGUUUAGAUGCUCAAUCCAAUCACAAUAUGCGUUUACCAGUUUCUCCUCGGCAGUCCUAUUGUUCCAGUCAAACGCCUAUGCAACAGCAACAGUAUUCAGUUCCUAAUACAUCAAGUAACUGUACGUCGUAUCCUUCGGGUCAUGGCAAUAAUUCAUUUUACAAUCAAACUAAUCAGCAUGUUUCUAAUAUCAAUAUGAAUACACCACAACAAACACUUACAACGAUCAACAGUCAAAUGUGUUAUCCGAAUAAUAGUGCGUCACUGAAUAAUAGUAAUAAUAAUGCUCAGCAUACUCCACCAAAUGUGCAUUAUCAGUCACAUACAAUGCAACCUAAUUCACAUAUACAAACUAUUUCAUCUCCAAUGACUUCAAAUUGUAAUCGAAUUUCUGCACAAUCGAACUCUAAUUCUCAAAAUUAUCUUCCACCUGCUUCUCUACCGCCACCUCCCAGUAGUAAUAGUAGUAUUGCUACCACUACUACGACUACUGCAGUUGGUUCUGCGUCGUAUACGUAUACUGAUCGCUUAGUAUGUCCAAUCACUAACGGUAUGGUAUGGGGUCCGACUCAAAUACAAUUAAAUGAUAUCAUGCAUCAGUAUCUUCCUGAAGGGAUAUAUAUACGUCGUUUCGAAUUUGAUUUGACUGCAAAUCAUCUAAGUACAAUCGUUGGACGUAGUGAUUUAGAUAUUGUAGUCUGUAGUCACCUUUUAUCAGAACCAUUACAACUUUUACGUCUUGAUCGUAGUUCUGUGAACGGUGGUCAACCUGCGCAUAAAGUAGCCUGCGUUAAACAACUUUGUCGACCAGGUCGUAAUCAACUGGAGAUAGCUAUACUGGGUCUUGGUGAAGAUCCUAAUCAACCAUCUACCAUGGCUAAACGUCGAGCCACCGCUCAAACACUCGAGGCUCAUCGGUUCGCAGCCUUUAUGGCACAUAUGCCAGCUCUUAACGUCCUACUUGAUGGACUUCAACGACGACGACCUGCUGGCAUAAAUACUCUUUGUGACAUUAUUGAAGGUCGUAUCGGUACACGGAACUUGAAUGAAGAUGGAAGUAUAACUCGGAAUAUAUCUGGACCUCCUCAAACACCUGUUAUUGCUGAAUUAAAUUUAAUAUGUCCAGUGUUCCGUACAAGAAUGCGUAUACCUGGUCGUAUUGCCGGUUGUCAACACGUAGAAGCAUUUGAUAUGGAAGCUUUUCUACGUAGAGAAGUUCUUUGGCCUAGGCUGAAUUGUCCAAUUUGUGGGUAA
Molecule: messenger RNA, 3672 nt
Organism: Schistosoma turkestanicum
Lineage: Eukaryota; Metazoa; Platyhelminthes; Trematoda; Strigeidida; Schistosomatidae
Source: the annotation of a GenBank genome assembly